Larimichthys crocea (large yellow croaker) is the source of this 1928-nucleotide messenger RNA. Its product is annotated as ELAV-like protein 1. Gene Ontology annotation, cellular component: ribonucleoprotein complex. The transcript has 8 exons. The record is from RefSeq and is a predicted model, not a curated record. Gene Ontology annotation, molecular function: RNA binding. Bases 232 to 1323 code for a protein of 363 amino acids. Lineage: Eukaryota; Metazoa; Chordata; Actinopteri; Sciaenidae.
ACCAGUCAGACCUCCGAGCACGAAGAAGAGGCAGAUCUCGCGAUACUUCCCGUGACUCCGCGUGCGGUCUCCUCCUUUGUGUUAGGGUUAGGGUUAGUGCUUCACAGCUCGAGCUCAUCAGCUGUUUUUAGGAGGCUUCGCGUCACAACAUCCGUCCACGGGUCGAUAUAACAGUCCAGACUGUCCGUCACCUGCCCGCCACGUUCACAGUGAACCACCUGCGGCGUCUCCAUGGCGUUAAGACGAGGACACAUCAGGUACCUGAAGGUGUGUGAGGUUCAGACGUCUCAGAACGAUGUCAGAGAUGGUCAACACGCCGCCAAAGGACCUGCUGUAAAGGAGCUGUACGAUAACGGAUACAGCGAGCAGAUGAUGGAGGACGAAGACGCCCGGACCAACCUGAUCGUGAACUACCUGCCGCAGAGCAUGAGCCAAGAUGAGCUGCGGAGUCUUUUCAGCAGCGUUGGCGACGUCGAGUCCGCCAAACUCAUCCGGGACAAAGUGGCAGGCCACAGUUUAGGUUACGGCUUUGUUAACUUUGUUAACCCUAGUGAUGCAGAGAGGGCUAUCAGUACCCUCAAUGGCCUGAGGCUACAGUCUAAAACUAUCAAGGUUUCGUUUGCGCGGCCGAGUUCGGACAUGAUCAAAGAUGCAAAUCUUUACAUCAGUGGGCUGCCGAGGACGCUGAGUCAGCAGGACCUGGAGGACAUGUUCACUCGCUUCGGACACAUCAUCAACUCCAGAGUGCUGGUGGACCAGGCCUCCGGUAACACACACAGUCUGUCACGGGGCGUGGCCUUCAUCCGGUUCGAUAAGAGGUCUGAGGCAGAGGAUGCUGUCAAACACCUAAAUGGACACACACCCCCCGGAAGCUCUGAGCCAAUCACAGUCAAGUUCGCUGCCAACCCGAACCAGGCCAGGAACUCCCAGAUGAUGUCACAGAUGUAUCACGGCCAAUCACGACGCUUUGGAGGACCUGUCCAUCACCAGGCCCAGAGGUUCAGGUUUUCUCCAAUGAGUGUCGACCACAUGGGCGGUGGCAGCAGCGUGUCGGGGAACUCGUCCACUGGUUGGUGCAUCUUCAUCUAUAAUCUGGGUCAGGACGCAGACGAGGCCAUCCUGUGGCAGAUGUUUGGACCGUUUGGUGCCGUUGUCAACGUAAAAGUGAUCCGAGAUUUUAACACCAACAAGUGCAAAGGCUUCGGCUUCGUCACCAUGACGAACUACGAGGAGGCCGCCAUGGCAAUCCACAGCCUGAACGGGUACCGACUGGGAGACAAAGUCCUGCAGGUGUCCUUCAAGACCAGCAAGGGACACAAGUAGAGAAGGAGAGGGGUAGAAGGAGUGUGUGGGGGGAGGGGGGUUAGGAGGAAGAGAAGGAAACAAACCUAUCAGAUGUUUUUUUUUUUUUUCUUUUUGUCAAUUCAGUGAGUUGUUUGUCAUUGUUUUUUUGUUUUCUUUUUCCCCAGCAUGCCUGGUUUCUUUGAGGCUGUGUGACUGCAGAAUUUGACUUUUAAUUUGAAUCUAAAUGUUUUUCCACAAAUGAGUCAAAGUUAACGAGACAAAGAAAAUCAGACUUUGUGAUUCAGUUUUUUGUUUUCUGUUUAAACAAAGCAAAGCAGUCACUGACAACAGAUUAAAAUAUAUUCCAUGUAUAAUUAUUAAAGCUGUAUCUCAGAUUCACGUUAUAAACAGUCGUUCAUGUAGAAUAAUCAUCUUGAGUCAUGAUUGACAGCUCUCGACCAAUAAGCACGCAGGAGGUUUGUCAAUAUUUUAUUUCAUUUUUUAUAAAGUUUAAAAAUACCUGACAUACAGAAAAUUAAACCUUGUGUACUGAUGGAUUUUUCAUUUCUUUUGAAUUGCAGCUACUUGUGAUGUUGGACUAUUAAUUCAAUAAUAAAUCUGUUUAUGGAAAAUUUUGUGACUAA